Messenger RNA from Tilletiaria anomala UBC 951, 812 nucleotides. Its product is annotated as signal peptidase I. The coding region runs from base 103 to 636 and encodes 177 amino acids. The transcript is spliced from 3 exons. The record is from RefSeq and is a predicted model, not a curated record. Gene Ontology annotation, molecular function: serine-type endopeptidase activity. Gene Ontology annotation, cellular component: membrane; signal peptidase complex. Lineage: Eukaryota; Fungi; Basidiomycota; Exobasidiomycetes; Georgefischeriales; Tilletiariaceae.
AGCGUCUGUGCCUCUUGCUGAAGAACAUACUGUGAGCUGGAAAGCAGCCAAUCACAGUUCAGAGCCCCAGAGGCGAGCGCCAUCAUUGUCGUCAUCGCCAGUAUGUUUUCCUCCGAGCUGGCCUCCAUCCGCCGGAUGGGCAUCCGCGCCUUUCUGAUCCAGACGCUCAACUUCAUCACCGUCAUCUCGUCCGCCUUGGCGAUGUGGAAAGGGCUCUCGGUCUUGACGGAUACCGAGUCGCCCGUCGUCGUCGUCCUCAGCGGGAGCAUGGAGCCGGCUUUCUACAGGGGAGAUCUGCUCUUCCUUAGCAAGCCCACGCAGCCUUUCAGAGUGGGUGACAUCACAGUGUACAAGAUCCCGGGCGGAGAUAUCCCCAUCGUGCAUCGAGUGUUGGAAGUGCACGACUUGCCACACUCUGAUGAACAACUUUUGUUAACGAAAGGCGACAACAACGACCAAGACGACUUGGCCCUUUACAAUGGGCCACGAUGGAUGCAGCGCAAAAACAUCGUUGGCAAAGUCAGAGGGUACAUACCAUACGCAGGCUACGUCACAAUCAUGCUAAACGACUUUCCAAAGCUCAAAUACGCGCUACUCGGUUUACUCGGCUUGUCUCUUCUAUUCCAAAAGGAGUGAAUUUGCAUGUUCAAAGGAGGAACACGGGUUCGGUUGGCGUACAUGCGGAGGAUUGCGGUGAACUACGUCUGGGUGCUGCAGUUACGAUAUGCCACAGAGCAGCACGGGACUCGCACGGGCGCCUCUGGGUCUCUCAUGAUAUAUUGUGAAUGAAGAUACAUGGGCAUUCGCUUCUG